AUGUCGUACGUUAUCCGCCGAGCUGUGUCGACCCUUGUUCCUCCCAAGGUCGCCAAUCCAGAGGGUCUUGGAGCUGCUAAAAAUGCCGUGCGAAUGGCGAGAAUAGCCAAGUUCUACGAAAAGUUACCGAAGGGUCCGGCACCUCAGAGAGCACCUAGCGGACCUUUGGGAUGGUAUCAAGCCAAAUAUUUUGGAAAGAACCCUUCACCAGCUCCAAUUUGGCAUGUAAUUUUCGGAAUUAUGGCGAUGGGUUACAGCAUGGAGUACUAUUUCCAUCUUAGACAUCACAAGAACAACGCCCACUGA
Rhinocladiella mackenziei CBS 650.93 is the source of this 306-nucleotide messenger RNA. RefSeq lists its product as uncharacterized. The transcript is spliced from 5 exons. Gene Ontology annotation, biological process: proton motive force-driven ATP synthesis. Lineage: Eukaryota; Fungi; Ascomycota; Eurotiomycetes; Chaetothyriales; Herpotrichiellaceae. The record is from RefSeq and is a predicted model, not a curated record. Bases 1 to 306 code for a protein of 101 amino acids.